Molecule: messenger RNA, 543 nt
Organism: Phlebotomus argentipes
Lineage: Eukaryota; Metazoa; Arthropoda; Insecta; Diptera; Psychodidae
Gene: RpS20
Product: small ribosomal subunit protein uS10
Exons: 4
Coding region: 128-490 (120 amino acids)
Biological process (GO): translation
Cellular component (GO): cytosolic small ribosomal subunit; ribosome
Molecular function (GO): structural constituent of ribosome
Source: RefSeq, a predicted model, not a curated record
CGCCAUGUUGGCCAUCUGGCAAUCCUUUUCCGUGAAAACGCUGCAACAAGAAAGUUGUCUGGUUCAGCGCUGGUUGGAAUUUUUGCCCAAAAAUCAACUAUCUCGACCGGAUAAUAGCAUCUGAAGAAUGGCUGCCGUCGCUAAAGAUAUUGAGAAGCCGCAGGCGGAAGUGGCGUCUGUCCAUCGCAUUCGCAUCACGCUGACCUCACGCAAUGUGCGCUCCCUGGAGAAGGUGUGCGCGGAUCUGGUGACGGGCGCGAAGAAGCAGAAACUGCGCGUGAAGGGUCCCGUCCGGAUGCCCACGAAGAUCUUGAGGAUCACCACCAGGAAGACACCUUGCGGUGAGGGAUCCAAGACAUGGGAUCGCUUCCAGAUGAGAAUCCACAAGAGGAUCAUCGAUUUGCACUCUCCAUCGGAGAUCGUGAAGCAGAUCACGUCCAUCAACAUUGAGCCUGGAGUGGUGAUCGAAGUGACCAUCGCUGGGGCUUAAGCGUGACUCCCGGACAGUGAAAUCAGGGAAAUAAACGGCAUUUUUCCUUGACA